UUUACGGGAAGCUUGUGGAACGAAAUUACAUCUAUUCAAGUUGACUUUGGGAAACAAGGCUAGCUUAAGAUUCAAGAAGAAACUCGAUGGAUGUUGGACUGUUCAAUGCAGCAAUUUCUGGGAAUGAUAGUUUCCUUGAAGAAAUUAGGGGUGACGAUUUAAAUCUCAAGCAGGUGACAAGGAGGGGGAACUCUGUCCUUCAUGUGGCUGCAAAAUCUGGAAAGGUGCAGAUCAUUAAAAAAGUUCUUGAUUCGCAGCCAUCACUUUUGUGUAUGGAAAAUUGCAAAGGCAAUACUGCACUACAUAUUGCAGCAAGCUUAGGACACUUCGACAUGACAAAACGUCUAAUAAGUUGUGCAAAAGACCAAGAAGCUGCAGUGAAAAACCUACUACUAAGAAAGAGAAAUCUGGAGAAGAAUACAGCACUGCAUGAGGCUAUAAGAAAUGAUCAUUAUGACAUUGUGGAGUUCCUAAUUAGGGAAGACCCAGAGUUAGCUUCUUUGACAAAUAAUGCUUCGGAAUCCCCUCUCUUUUUAGCAGUGGAUCGAGGAUUUUACAAAAUUGCUCUCCAAAUUAUAGAAACCAUUCCAGAAUGCUCCUACAUGGGAAGGAACGGCAUGAGUGCUUUACAUGCAGCUGUCAUUCGUGCACAAAAUAGAUUCGCAACUAUUGUUUUAACCCUUGAAGACAAUAUGCUUAUACCCGUUUGCAAAGAUGCUCUUUUAUGGCUGAUUAAACAAAUCUGUUGGAUAAUUUUUGAAUCCCGCAAAUUAUGCAAACUCGAUGUCACUGGAACAGAUUUUUUGCACAAGAUGUUGGACAUAUUUCCAAUGGCAAUUGUAGAAGCCGAUGACUAUGGCUGGAUUCCUCUUCAUUAUGCUGCAGAUUUAGGCAAUGUAAAAGUUGUAGAACUAUUUUUGAAAAAAAAUAGUUCCAUUGCUUACAUAAUGGACAAAGAGGGCAUGUCUGCUCUUCACAUUUCAGCUAAGAAAGGACAUGUGGGUGUAAUGAGAACACUCAUUAGAAAUUGUCCAGAAACUUGUGAAUUGUUGGACAACAAAGGUAGGACAGCUCUUCAUGUUGCCGUGGAAACUGGAAACAAAAAUGCAGUGGAAAUAUUGCUCAAGGAGUUAGCUUUUCAGGAUCUCAUAAAUGAACAAGAUGAAGAAGGAAACACGCCUUUGCAUCUAGCUGCAAUCAAUGGGCGUUAUACAAUACUGUUGAUGCUAGCAGAUGACAGGAGAGUUGACAAGUGGGCUAUGAACGAGGAGGGGAUGAACACUGCUGACAUUAUUCAGUUAGAUAAUCGGCUUUUAAGCUGUGAAAAGGAUGUAUUAAUGUCAAAGUGGAAUAGAGACCUCAUUCUACUGAGUUUGGAACGAGUGGUUAGACAAACUACAAAAGUGCAGACUCAUGAGACAGAAGGGCUUGAAGAAUUUCAUGAAACACACGGGAUGGUGCGUGCAGAGGUUAGGGCAGAAAUGCGCGGUGCCAAUAAUGUGAAAGACAAUCCUGGAAGAGACAACACAACUCCAAAAGACAAUCCUGGAAUAGACACACCUAUAGCCAAAUUCAAUAUAACGGCAAUAACAAUAUUUACAACUGUCACCUUCGCAGCAGCCUUUCAAGUUCCUGGUGGAUACGAGGAUAAAACAGGUUUGGCAGUUUUACGCAAAAACAAACACUUUCGAACCUUCCUGAUAUUUGAUUGUUUGGCCUUUGGUACCUCAGCUGCGGUAAUGUGCAUCCACUUUGCGAUUACAAUUUUUCCAGAAGUAAAAUAUCCUCGCCUCUCCCGGUAUGCAGAAAUGCUACAAGUGCCGUUAGUUGAAUUCUCCAUAUUUUGGAUGAUAGUAGCCUUUUAUGGGGGCGUACAAGCAGUCUUGGAUGAGAAUGACCCUUCAAACCUUGCUUCUUGGGCUACGCUUUAUUUAGUGAUUUCUAUUUUGGUCCCCUUAUUUUUUAUUUUUUGUUGUACUAUGUAUACAGUUAAGUUUUAGUAUCUGGCUAAAUUUUUGGGUCAAAACAAACUGUUGUAAGGCUUGUUUUAAAUUAGUUUGGUUUGUAUUAAAA
This is a messenger RNA of Quercus lobata, 2073 nucleotides long. Its product is annotated as protein ACCELERATED CELL DEATH 6-like. NCBI's taxonomy places the organism in Eukaryota, Viridiplantae, Streptophyta, Magnoliopsida, Fagales, Fagaceae. The transcript is spliced from 5 exons. The record is from RefSeq and is a predicted model, not a curated record. Bases 87 to 2000 code for a protein of 637 amino acids. Gene Ontology annotation, molecular function: protein binding. Gene Ontology annotation, cellular component: plasma membrane.